Messenger RNA from Cebus imitator (Panamanian white-faced capuchin), 1283 nucleotides. It is a transcript of the gene LYPD8, whose product is annotated as LY6/PLAUR domain containing 8. The record is from RefSeq and is a predicted model, not a curated record. Bases 70 to 786 code for a protein of 238 amino acids. Lineage: Eukaryota; Metazoa; Chordata; Mammalia; Primates; Cebidae. Gene Ontology annotation, biological process: defense response to Gram-negative bacterium. The transcript has 5 exons.
GCCUUCUUUGUGUCUCUUUAGGCUUGAGGCUCCACGGCCCCGUCCUUGGGAGAAGUCAGCUCCAGCACCAUGAAAGGCAUCCUCAUUGCUGGUCUCAUGGCAGUGCUUCUGGUUUCCGCUGUAGAAUCCCUGAGCUGUGUGCAGUGUAAGUCAUGGGAAAAGUCCUGUGUCAGCAGCGCUGCCACUGAAUGUCCCUCACAUGCCAACACCAGCUGCAUCAGUUCCUCAGCCAACUCUUCUUUAGAGAGAGCAACCGGAUCAUACCAGAAUACGUCCUGCUCCGCGGAGAACUGCAGUGAGGAGACACAUGUUACAGCCCUCGCUGUCCACGUGUGUGCUGAAGAACACUUUCAUUUUGUGAGCCAGUGCUGCCAAGGAAAGGAGUGUAACAGCACCAGCGAUGCCCUGGACUCUCCACUGAAGAAUGUGUCCAGCAGCACAGAGUGCCCUGCUUGUUUUGAAUCUAAUGGAACUUCCUGCAGUGGGAAACCCUGGAAAUGUUAUGAAAACGAACAGUGCAUCUUUCUAGUUGCAGACUGGAAGACUGAAACUGAGUCUAAGCAUCUUGUGCUGAAAAGCUGUUCCAGUGUCAGUAACUCCACCUGUCAGUUCCUGUCUGGUGAAAAUAAGGCAGUUGGAGGAGUCAUCUUUCAAAAGUUCGAGUGUACAGAUGCAAACAGCUUAACGCCCAUGUCUACACCGGCUGCUUCCCAUAACAUGGGCUUCAAAGCUUCCUUCAACUUCCUGGUGCUUGCCAGUCUCCUUCUGCUGGGACUGCUGCUCUGAGGUCCUGGGGCUGACCUUCAAGCAGCAUCCCUGGGGUGCUGCUACCCUCUUUCCCCACCCGUCCUGUUUAACUGCCCAGUAAGUGGGAGUCACACAUCUCCAGGUAAUGCUGACAGCUGCCUUGUUACCCCAUUAUUAAAGCACUGGUCCUGUCACUGCCCAAGUCUGUCCUUAUGCAUUCUGGGCUGGGCUUCAUUUGAGCUGCCCUCUAGCGUCACCGCCCACUUCUGGGCUAGAGGUGGAGUCCUUGCCUUUGAAACCUGUGCACGUUUGUUUCUGGGAUCCGAUGAUAUCCCUGCUCCCUGCUCAUCUUGCUUCUGAGAAGCCAACCCUUUGACCUUGUAGCCCCGUACCCUGGGGACCGACAUGCCACCAUCCCCACUCUCACACACAAGGAGUCCCCAGCCUACCCUAUAAGGCCUUGUGUUGGCCCAGUACCAACACAGAAACUCCUUCAGUAUUGGCCAAAUAUGGCUUUUCAACAGUUGUCCUGAUUG